CGGCCGCCCGACAGUCAGUCAGUGUGAGGCCACCAUAGUGUUGCUGUACCGCCGCUGCGACAGCUAGUUAUAGCUUUAGUGGAACUGCUACUGUUGCUACCGCUUCGCCGUCUGUAUUAAUAGUGAGGCGCCAAAGAGCGCAUGUGUUAUAGUGUACACGGCCCCGCGCCAUACGCGUGACCCAUCAUGCCACUGUUCAAGCCUAGGAAACGUGAGGAUGGAAGCAAUGGUGUGGACGACACGCACGCCCAUCACCCCACUACCAGGCCGCCCACAAAUGGCCACACAACGCCCCCAGAUCCACCUGUUACACGGCCCAAGUUAGUGUUCCACUGUCAGCAAGCUCAUGGAUCCCCUACAGGCAUUAUCUCGGGCUUCACAAAUGUCAAGGAACUUUACCAAAAGAUCGCCGAGUGCUACGAUAUCCCCUCUGAGGAUAUCCUGUUUUUAACGCUUAACACACACAAGGUCGACAUGACGAAACUCUUAGGCGGGCAGAUCGGCCUGGAUGACUCAUUUGCACACAGGAGAGGUCGGCCGAAGGAAGUGGAGAUUACCAAGACUGAAGACGCCCUGGGCCUGACCAUCACCGACAACGGGGCCGGAUACGCCUUCAUCAAGAGGAUUAAAGACGAUUCGGUUAUAGACAAAAUCAAACACAUCGAGAUUGGUGACCACAUAGAGAAGAUCGACGGGAAGAAAUUAGUGGGUCACCGUCAUUACGAAGUUGCCAAGAUGCUGAAGGAGAUCCCAAGGGGCACCACCUUCGUCAUGAGACUGGUGGAACCUCUGAAGGCUGGCUUUGCAAAUAUUGGGCCUCGGUCAGAUCCACGGUCCAGCAGUAAGAAAGGCUACGGCAGUGGUAAACAAACACUUCGCUUCAAGGCCAAUGGACAAGCUGAAGUGGAGGAUGCGCCGGAUGAUCUCUCUACAUUUGCGACUGAAAAGAUUAAUUCAUUGCUGGAAAACUUCAUGGGCAUCAAUGACAAUGACUUAGCUGCUCAGAUCUGGGAAAUAGGGCAGCAGAAGCAAAAUACAAUGGAAUUUGCUGAGGCUGUGGACGAUUCAGAUCUAGAAGCUUUUGGAUUUACUGACGACUUCAUCUUUGAACUUUGGGGAGCCAUUACCGAUGCCAAGGCUGGCAGACUGAAGAAAUAACUCCUGUUCAACUAUAAAGAAAAGUGGCAGAGUUGUGGAAGGAAAAUAAUGACGUUACCCGAGGAGAGAACUCUUAAAUUAAGUGAUUUUUCCUUUGUUAUAUAUUCUUGAUCCAAAAAGUUAUUUAUUAGUACUGUGUUGUCAGUAAUACCUUCAUGUAUUACAUAAUUAAAAUGAACUAUUCUGGUAAUUAUAUAUUUCCUUUUUGAUUGACUUAUAUGAAAAUGUUUAUACAGUGAGAAAAAUGCCAUAUGUUUUAUUAGACAAAACACAUGUUCAUUUUUUUAUGGUUGUUACUAGAAAGACAUUUUGAUGCUUCAUUAUUUGGACAUUAAAUAGUUGAACUGAAGAAAAUUAUUACAGGAAAAUGAAUUGAUAAAGUGCAAAAUAAUGAACUGAGGGUGGAUGAUGCUACUGUAUGUGUUUGGCUCAUAAAGACUACUAAAAGUAUUAGUGGAAAUAUUAGCUUACAAAGAUGAUACUUAUCACCACUAGAGAGGAUAUACCAUACUAUAUAUAAUUGAUAUCUUGUGCUAGAAAUAACAAUCUCAGAUAUUUCUUUGUCUUCUACAGAAAAAGCCCAGAUAGUAACCUCGUGGCCUUUUAGACUACAGUAUGUGCUGUACCAGGUUUGGAUACAACCACUCUCUGUAUAUAAUUUUUUAUAAUACUGUACACCUGUCCAGUGUCUCUACUGAAGAACUAUUAUUCUCUAGAAGUGUUAAUUGACCAUGAGUGCCACGGCUGUGUGUUGUGUGUGGUUCUCAUGUUGUAGUUACUCAUGCCUUAUGAUUCUGGGACAAUCAAGAGCAUUAUAAGAUUAUGUAUUUUAGUACAGUACAUGGACGUUAUAGUAGCACCUAAAUUUUCACACAAGAUAUAAGGUCUUCCCCCAAAAAAUCUUAAUUAAUGUUCUAGGUAUUGUUCUUAUGUGAUGUUUUUCUAUAGGGUAAAAUGCAGAACACAUGAGAAGGCCACACUAUUUUAUGAAUUGGAAUCAUGCAAAAUACAUUAUAUAAUUUUAUAGGGCAACUACCUAUUGUCCAAAGUCAGUCAUGAAUGUUGUGAUUAUAAAAAGAAUUUGUAGUAAAUAUUUUUAUUUAGUCAAAGAAACAUUAAAAGAGCUAGAUUCAUUCUGCAUACAUAAGAUUGAAGUCAGUAGUAUUUACUUACUCUAUUUUUAAAACCUGUAAACAAGAAUACAGGUACUGUAUCAUGAAUCUGUUUAUAUAUGGAAUUAAAUGCUUUGUGUCAAUGAAAUUAUGGAAUGUUACAUAAAUUAAGAGAUUAUAAUGAGUGUUUAGAAAUAUGACAUAACUACAGUAUCUAGUUAUUGUGUCCAUGAGGAAAUGAUGAGGUAUCAGAAGUCUCAAAGGGAAGAGAACGUCCACUGGUACACUCAAGGACACCAGAGUAGUCAUUGGUAUAAACAGUUUAAACUAAUUCUUUUAGUACAAGUGUGUUUAGUGAUGACUCCUAUAUGGGUAACUAACUAAACUUGAUGAUACAGUCACACUAGUACCAAAGGAUUAAACUGUAACUUACUUCAUAGCUGUAUCCCCCCCUCCCCCACACUCAGUCAGAAGCUGUAUUUAUCAUUUUAUUAACUUAUACAAUCUCAUAUUACAGUUUCAUUCCAUUAUUAGUUACAGUACAGUUCAUUGUUAAUUGCUCACAAGAUGAUGCAAUAUUCCUACAUAUAAAGUCAGGCCCAAAGCCCCACGACAACUACAGAAAUAUGAAGGUACUGAUGUAGGAUUCAUUAGACAGUGUUGCAGCCAGUUACAGAUUACUUCAUCUUCAGAAUGUUCCUUGGAAGAUUAUAAUACACAACCCACCAAGAUGAUGUGUGUGUGUGUGUUUGAUCAGAGAGUUGCCCCAGCUCUCACGUCAUAGUUUAAAUAUGAUUGGCAGGUUGUUUUAUAGGUAAGGUGUUAUGUAUUUAUGUAACUCAGUGAGCAUUUCCUUGUACAGUUAAUAUAAUGAGCUUUGUGUA
This is a messenger RNA of Homarus americanus (American lobster), 3154 nucleotides long. RefSeq names its product PDZ domain-containing protein GIPC1-like (gene kermit). Lineage: Eukaryota; Metazoa; Arthropoda; Malacostraca; Decapoda; Nephropidae. Gene Ontology annotation, molecular function: protein binding. The record is from RefSeq and is a predicted model, not a curated record.